GAUUUAGAGUGCAAAAUGCUGCUGUUCUUGCUGGUUGUGCUGCUUUUCGUCGCCGGAUGGAUCGUUCAUCUUGGCCAGGCCGAUCGUCGUCGGAAAGUGGCCAAUUUGCCGGGACCCGUGUGUCCGCCACUCAUCGGCGCCCUCCAACUUAUGUUCCGUUUGAACCCGAAAACUUUUCUGAAGUUGGGUCGCCAGUACGUGACUGAAUUUGGUCACCUGCAGCGAGUGUGGGUCUUCAAUCGCCUGCUGAUUAUGAGUGGCGAUGCGGAGUUGAACGAGCAGCUCCUGAGCAGCCAGGAGCACCUGGUGAAGCAUCCGGUCUACAAGGUCCUGGGUCAGUGGCUGGGCAAUGGGCUACUCCUCAGCGAUGGGAAGGUGUGGCACCAGCGCCGCAAGAUCAUCACUCCCACGUUCCACUUUUCGAUCCUGGAGCAAUUUGUGGAGGUGUUCGACCAGCAAUCCAACAUCUGUGUUCAGAGACUGGCUCAAAAAGCUAAUGGUGAGGAAUUCGAUGUCUACAGAAACAUUUGUGCCGCAGCCUUGGACAUUAUUGCUGAAACGGCUAUGGGCACUAAAAUAUAUGCUCAGGCCAACGAGAGUACUCCUUAUGCGGAGGCAGUUAAUGAAUGCACUGCCCUGUUGAGCUGGAGAUUCAUGUCUGUUUACCUGCAAGUGGAGCUGCUCUUCACCCUCACCCAUCCUCAUCUGAAAUGGCGUCAAACCCAACUCAUCCGCACCAUGCAAGCUUUUACCAUUAAGGUUAUUGAGCAGCGUCGUCAGGCGUUGGAGGAGCAGCAGAAACAAUCGAAACUUGUGGACACCGCCGACGAGGAUGUGGGCUCUAAACGGCGAAUGGCCUUGUUGGAUGUCCUGCUGAUGUCCACUGUGGAUGGAAGGCCUUUAACCAACGAUGAAAUUCGCGAGGAGGUGGACACAUUCAUGUUCGAGGGUCACGAUACCACCACGAGUGCUCUUUCCUUUUGUCUGCAUGAGCUCUCGAGGCAUCCGAGGGUCCAGGAGAAAAUGCUAGAGGAGAUCCUGCGAGUUAUUGGCAACGAUCGCAGCAGGCCAGUCAGCAUUCGGGAUCUUGGGGAGCUCAAGUACAUGGAGAGCGUCAUUAAGGAGUCGCUGAGGAUGUAUCCACCUGUGCCUAUCGUUGGCCGCAAACUACAGACUGACUUUAAAUACACAAACUCCAAAUACGGAGAUGGAGUAAUCCCAGCUGGUUCAGAGAUCAUAAUCGGAAUCUUUGGAGUCCAUCGACAGCCGGAGACCUUUCCCGAUCCCGAUGAAUUCAUUCCCGAGCGCCAUGAAGAAGGAAAUCGCGUUUCCCCCUUCAGGUUCAUUCCCUUCAGUGCCGGACCUCGAAACUGCAUUGGCCAGAAGUUCGCCCAGCUGGAGAUGAAGAUGAUGUUGGCCAAGAUCGUGAGGGAGUACGAACUCCUGCCGAUGGGUCCUCGCGUGGAGUGCGUUGUGAACAUCGUCCUUCGAUCGGACACGGGAUUUAAGCUUGGAAUGCGCAGGCGCAGCAGUACAUAACUUUUAAAGGUUUACAGGGAAUAGGUAUUAUAGUUUAUGACUGAAAAGACAAUUCAUUAAAGUAUAAAAAUCAAAGGCGACAUAUAUGUGAUUGAAAAUAAAAGGAUGUAGGUA
Molecule: messenger RNA, 1653 nt
Organism: Drosophila ficusphila
Lineage: Eukaryota; Metazoa; Arthropoda; Insecta; Diptera; Drosophilidae
Gene: Cyp4d8
Product: cytochrome P450 4d8
Exons: 4
Coding region: 16-1539 (507 amino acids)
Molecular function (GO): oxidoreductase activity, acting on paired donors, with incorporation or reduction of molecular oxygen; monooxygenase activity; heme binding
Source: RefSeq, a predicted model, not a curated record